AUAACGUUAUAUCGUUCUGUAUAAUCGUUCAGUCAAUCACGUACUUGCGUGCGAUCAGGCUGUUGAAAUUUUGAUCCUGCUAGUCUACAAGUCGAGUGUUUGUUUAGCUCUGUGAAAAAUGGUGCUUAAAACUUUUGUGUUAUUCUUUUGCCUGUUUUAUUUCGUUUCAAUAGGAAAUACCAGCAAAAUAAGUUAUGUUUUCAGUAGUCGAGAGGAUUCAUGUUCUUCUAUAUGGGACCGCCCGCGUCAUACUUCAUUGGUGCCACCUACUCGGUUUCAAUUUGAGAAUAAUAGUUAUAAUGGUAACCGACAUCACGUAAUACCAUUUCAGAUUUUGCGUAAUUUUUUUAAUUCUGCCGUGCGACAAAGCAGACAAGCGUCGCGCAUCGCACGAUACUUAUCAGCAUACAUUUCUACAAUAGUGGCACAAUUUAUUUCCAAUGGCGAAACUAUACAGCAUCACAACCCGAUUCCUGUAGACGAUGAAGUGGUGAUCGUUAUUGAUCCAUUGGAAGAAAUGUUUGCAGCGCUUUCAUGGUUACCUGGAAAUAUAUUUAUAGGGCCAGCCGGGAAUUAUCGUCACCAUGACGACCCGUUGAACCAGAGAGGCGGAGAUCCCGGUAACGCAUUCGAGCAGUACGCAAAUAGAAUAAUCAGAGACGAUACACACUUUACUGCUCUACAAAAUCUCAAUCGCGAUAUGCGACUUUAUAUCAAUGAUCCUUCAGAUGUAAAUUUGUUUCAUCAAAUAAUGAUCAAUUUAGAUAUUGUGAACAGAAGAAAUACACCUUUUCCAUUCGAUGCACAGGAUUGGGAAAUAGUUAAUGGAAAGUUUUACAUUCGCGAUAGACAUAGAGAGAAACGAUCACAAAGCCAAAUCCCACAACCGCCAAUCGCAUCCAACACGAAGCCAUCAACUAAUGAUGAUCCUUUCGAUUAUUAUGUUGGAUUCUGUAGAGCGGUAAAGCAACAAUUAACAGCCAGUCAUUUUUCGUCGAUCAAAAAAAAAACCAUAGACGUGGAUAAUAAGAUGACAUUUGAUUGUCCCAAAACUACCUUUAUUUUAGUAAAACAAGCCACACUACAUACCAUGCCUUGGACGGUCGCUGUUUUCUCGUUGGGGCUAGCAUGCCUCUCGGGUGACUGCGUAAAGCGGGACGGAACCGAAAAACUGAAAAAAUUGUGUAACAACAAGAGAUCAUGCCUAUUUUCUGAUACAGACACAGAAGGUUUGAGUAUAGAUGUGGAAUAUUACUGUGCGGAUGUAUUAACACCUCUAAAAGAAAGAGAAGAAUUACAGAAACCUCAUCGCUGGAGUUCGAGCGAAUUUGAACUUAACUGCCCCUUCGAUUAUGGAAUUCGAAUUACUAAAGCAAUGAGACACUCGUCCAGUUUUUAUUGGUGUAUUAUUGAUGAUUGCACAGAAAAGGAUAUUACAGCAAUUUUGCGUGAAAAAUGCGACGGAUUAAAUCCAUGCAAAAACAAACUUGAUAAUUGGGGCAUGCAACCAAUAACCGUAGAUUUUUCUUGCAUCCCAAAUCCAUCCAUGUUUGCGUGAUGUGGUUAACCAGGACGAGUACAAUGAUUGAAUGUUGAGGAAUAUAAUAUGGGCAAAAGUUGCUAAAUCGGAAAUAUGAAAUUUGGGAUAUGAGUGUUACACCAAUGGAGACACCAGUUUCUACAUUGCCAACCAUUGUACUAUUUUCAAAUAUAAAAUAACCCUCAAAGAUCAUAUUAAAACUUAUAUUUAACCGAUUAAAUUUUGUUAUCAGAAUGUAAAACCUUUCAAAUAUACUGUGAGCAAAAAAUAGUAAGAUUUUUUAAUUUUAAUUUCGCGCGAAAACAAAUUCGUCAAAGUAGGUCAAAACUUAAAGUUAUGUUGACAGUUUUCUUCGUUUAUCGUGGUGUGGUGCAUACCGAAUUCAUUCUCA
Molecule: messenger RNA, 1931 nt
Organism: Bactrocera dorsalis (oriental fruit fly)
Lineage: Eukaryota; Metazoa; Arthropoda; Insecta; Diptera; Tephritidae
Exons: 4
Coding region: 119-1558 (479 amino acids)
Source: RefSeq, a predicted model, not a curated record